CCUGUUUCCCCGUCUCUCCUUUUGAGAGCCAUGCUGGAAAAAUGCUUCGGACUCUUCAGGGGCGGCUCGGAGGGCUACCACCGGCCGACUACCCGUAGCAUCCGUCGCGAGCCGCUGAUCUUCCGCUUGGCCACGCUCAUCACCCUGAUUGCCGGGAUUAGCAUCAUGUUCUGGGGCGCCUUCAGUCCCCGGCGCGUCAAUUCCGAUCUCGGCUUUAUCAAGGUUCCUUCGCAGGGGCUUUCGCAAUCCUGUUGGACUGCCGUCGCUCCCGACGGCCGAUCGCGCAUCCCGUACCCGCUGCCGGACACGCCGCUACGCGCGCCGCUCGUUUCGCCCGACAUCGAGGACUUGUGCAAGGGGGGCAUCCCCAAGAACAAGGAUGCCCUGACCGGGGCCAUCGUCCUGUCUCACCAAAAUGCGUCGCUGGCCUGCUCGGCCGACCAGCAGCUGAAGAACAUCCGAAGCUUCGCCCCGGCUGCCGUGGUUCUGGUCUACAACCACACCCUGCAAUUGGCCGAGUAUGGCACCCCGGAUGGCCAUCUCUGGCCCCCGGUGUCCUUCGUCGACAAGGACACCUAUCGGCGCCUGGAGGGCUUGAUCCGGCCCACACCGGACUACUUCAAUGAUCCCGGCAACGCGGAUGACUCCACCAUCCAGGCAUUCAGCAUUUCGGUCACCACGGCCCUGACCACCUCGCCGCGAUUGGACCUCUCCUUCGUGCUGAUGGUCAUCCUGGUGUCGCUGUUGAUCCUGAUCUCAUCGCGCUGGUCCACGCAGCUCAACUUCCCCAAGGCGGCCCAGCCCAGCCGCUCGACCGUGGGCUCCCCGACCGCCGAGCCUGCGGUCGAUGUUCAACCUCAGUACCUGAAUGCUUGGCUGGUGCUGGUGAUCCUGGUCCAGAUGGUGAUCACCCUGCUGGUGCUGUACUUCUUCCCCUCGGUGAUCAUCUACUUCAUGCUCACGAUUUUCUUCAUCGCCGGUUGGAAGGGCCUCGACUCCUGUGUGGUGGCCGUUCUCGAGUCCUAUGAAACCACCCGUGCCUGGCUCAACAACUCCAAGAAGGUUCCCUGUCCGGCGGUGAUCACCCGAAUGAUGGAUUCCAUCGCCUUCGACUUUACCUUCCUCCGGACCUUCAUCUUCCUGGUUAGCUUCUCGAUUGCCCUGACCUGGCUGCUGGUUCGCAAGGACCCGAGCGUGUCCUGGAUCUUCCAGAACAUCCUCGGAGCGGCCAUUUGCGCCACCGCCAUGCAGGCUGUCCGCAUUCGCGCUCUCUGGACUGGUGCUCUGCUGCUUGGCGCGGCGUUCUUCUAUGAUAUCUUCUUCGUGUUCGGCACGGAUAUCAUGCUGUCUGUGGUGCAAAACAGCUACAACGGCGAGGAGAUCCCCAUGGUCUUCAAGCUUCCCUACUUCCUGAACAGCAUCGAGCCGGCUCUCUGGAACCCCCCGAAGCCCAGCUUCGCCAUCCUCGGGUUUGGUGACGUCUUCCUCCCCGGCAUUGCCAUGAUCUUGGCCGGGGUGUUUGACGACUCGCUCUUCUAUGGCCCCCCCGGCACCGUGGUUUCCGCGCUUGCUUCGAACCCGCCCCGGCCGCGCUGGCAUUUCUCCAUGGCCAUGAACGGCUACACCACCGGCCUGAUUGUCACUCUGCUCAGCAUGGCCAUCUCCGAGCGCGGUCAGCCGGCACUACUCUACCUGGCACCCUUUGUCCUGGCCUACAUCUGCUUUGCGGCUCGCUACCGCGGGAAGCUGAAUUUCCAAAACAUUUGGUAUGGCAACUUCCCCGAGUCGACGGCCAACAUGGAUGAUGACCUGUCCCCGGCACUGGAAUACCCCCCUGUGCCCGCUGCGACUCUGAUUGAGGAUAUCGAGGCCACGCUGCCGGCGGCGUCCGUGUCAGUCCCCGGUGACACCCUCCCCGAGCACGAUGAGAAUUGACCCAACCCCUUUGCCCCCCUCCUCCCCCUCCCUCCCCCCC
This is a messenger RNA of Fonticula alba, 1975 nucleotides long. RefSeq lists its product as hypothetical. Gene Ontology annotation, molecular function: aspartic endopeptidase activity, intramembrane cleaving. Lineage: Eukaryota; Rotosphaerida; Fonticulaceae. Bases 31 to 1935 code for a protein of 634 amino acids. The record is from RefSeq and is a predicted model, not a curated record. Gene Ontology annotation, biological process: membrane protein proteolysis. The transcript is spliced from 11 exons. Gene Ontology annotation, cellular component: lumenal side of endoplasmic reticulum membrane; Golgi-associated vesicle membrane; cytoplasmic side of endoplasmic reticulum membrane.